Messenger RNA from Naegleria gruberi, 816 nucleotides. RefSeq lists its product as uncharacterized. NCBI's taxonomy places the organism in Eukaryota, Heterolobosea, Eutetramitea, Acrasida, Naegleriidae. The coding region runs from base 1 to 816 and encodes 271 amino acids. The record is from RefSeq and is a predicted model, not a curated record. The transcript is spliced from 2 exons.
AUGUUAUUAUUUAAAUUGAACAGAAUAUUAUUAAAUACCCAAUCCGGAUCAUCACUUCCAAGAGAUACCUUUGGAAGAGUUCCCAAUAAUUUAUAUCAAAUAUUAAAACUUUCCCGAAAGGCUUCACUGAAAGAAAUUAAAACAGCCUUUGUUGGCUUAGCAAAACAAUAUCAUCCAGAUAAUAGGAAUGGAGGUGAUCAGGAAUUAUUCAGACAAUUAAACGAAGCCUAUAAGGUUCUUUCCGAUCCAGCUAAAAGAGCAGAAUAUGAUUUUGAAAUUCAACAAGAUGAGGAAGCCUUCCGAUUGGAAGAACAAUUCAAACAAGAUGACUAUUCUAAAUUAUUUGGUAAUAAGAGACAACGAGUGAGGACUGUAAAUUUGAGUGAGGAGGAUAAACAACGAUUUAUGGAAAUGAUGAAGAAGAAAAAGGUGGAAAACUUUGAGCAUAUGAAGAGAAAUCAUGAACACAUGUUUGUUGAUUUGAAGAAACAGAAGAAGAGUCCUUGGAAAUUGGUUGUACUAUUACUUGGAGGAAUUACAUUACUUUGGAGUGUGAAAUUGACAAUGUGGUAUAAUUCAGUGUACAAAAAUUGGAAAACGACAGAUGAGAUCAUUGAUGUAGUUCAUCCAUUUGCUAAUGAUACCGAAUCAAAUGUUCAGAGAAGUAUUGACGUUCCACGCAAUAUUAAGAAUAUGCUUAUUCAAUAUCAAGAUAAACAAUACAUUGAUGCCAAAUAUUAUAAACAAUCCAUUAAUUCUGAAAACUCAACUACUAACCCUUCCUCCUCUAGUAGCAGUGCAGAACAAUCCAAAUAA